AUGGUGCCCCGGAGGCCACUGUUCUUUCUCUUGCUGCUGGCCCUGCAGGGUGGGCAUGGCUGCCACGGGCCAGAGGUGGACCGGGAGCUUGUUCUGGCCAAGGUGAAGGCCCUGUUCCUGGAUGCCCUGGGGCCCCCGGCAGUGACCAGGGAAGGUGGGGACCCUGGAAUCAGGCGGCUGCCUCGAAGACAUGCCCUGGGGGGCUUCGUGCGCAGGGGCUCAGAGCCCAAGGAGGAGGAAGAUGUCUCCCAGGCUAUCCUUUUCCCAGCCACAGGUUCCAGCUGUGAGGACGAGCCAGCCAUUGGACAAUUGGCCCAGGAGGCUGCCAAGGGCCUCUUUACCUAUGUGUUCCGACCGUCCCAGCACACACGCAGCCGCCAGGUGACCUCAGCCCAGCUGUGGUUCCACACUGGGCUGGACAGGCAGGAUACAGCAGUCUCUAAUAGCUCUGGGCCCCUGCUCAGCCUGCUGGCAUUGUCAUCUGGGGGGCCCAUGGCUGUGCCCAUGUCACUGGGCCAGGCGCCCUCUCACUGGGCUGUGCUGCACCUGGCCUCCUCUGCUUUCCCCCUGCUCAUCCAGCCAGUGCUGGUGCUCCUGCUGCGCUGUCCCCUCUGUUCCUGUUCAGCCCAGCCUGAGGCCACACCUUUCCUGGUGGCCCACACCCGGGCCAUACCACCCAGCGGAGAGAAGAGAGCCCGGCGCUCGACUCCCCCGCUGCCCUGGCCUUGGUCUCCAGCCGCGCUGCACCUGCUGCAGAGACCUCCAGAAGAACCCACUGCCCACACCAACUGCCACAGAGCCUUUGUCAACAUCUCCUUCCAGGAGCUGGGCUGGGACCGCUGGAUUGUGCACCCUCCCAGUUUCGUCUUCCACUACUGUCACGGGAACUGUGGGCUGCCCACCCUACCAAGCCCACCCCUGCCAACCCCCGGGGCGGCCUCCACCCCUGUCCAGCCCCUCUCUUUGGGGCCAGGAGCCCAGCCCCUCUCUUUGCUGCCAGGGGCCCAGCCCUGCUGUGCUGCUCUCCCGGGGACCAUGAGGUCCCUGCGUGUCCGCACCACCUCAGAUGGAGGCUACUCCUUCAAGUACGAGACAGUGCCCAACCUUCUCACGCAGCACUGUGCCUGUAUCUGA
Messenger RNA from Trichechus manatus latirostris (Florida manatee), 1134 nucleotides. RefSeq names its product inhibin subunit alpha (gene INHA). The record is from RefSeq and is a predicted model, not a curated record. Gene Ontology annotation, cellular component: extracellular region. The transcript is spliced from 2 exons. Gene Ontology annotation, molecular function: growth factor activity; cytokine activity. NCBI's taxonomy places the organism in Eukaryota, Metazoa, Chordata, Mammalia, Sirenia, Trichechidae. The coding region runs from base 1 to 1134 and encodes 377 amino acids.